UGUAUUGUGUAGAUAUAAGUUAUAAUAUAAUUAGAUGCAAAUUCUUACGUAAAAAAAUUCGUAAAUAUACAAUGAACAACAUAUAUUGCAUGUACAAUUGUGCGAUUCUCUGACUUUAUUCAUAGUAAAGAGUGGGGGAUAAAAAUUGAAGAAAGGAAGAAAUGUUGUUCGAGAAAUUUAUUAUAAAAUUGAGUUAUCUGCUUUUAUACUAAUGAAAAUUUAAAUUAAUAUAAUAACAAUAAUUAUUAUUAUUCAAUAUUCUAUUAUGUAUUUUAUAUAUCGUUACUAUUUUGAUGUGUUUACAAACGUUUAGUAAUAUCAGAAUAUAGGAUCGAUCGGAACACUUUUGUACUUAAGGAACUAUUUUUAGACAGAGGGGCGGUCAUUGGCGGCCAUGAUGGGUGUCAGCGGCAAGUAGUGACGGCAUUCACUUUGCGUCAGUUGGUUUUGUGCGCUGAUAGUUGGACUGAGGUUUUUUGAUUGAGAAGCGCACCAUAAGCCAAAACAGUUGUACAUAAGAAAUAGACAGCCGCGAUAGAUUUUUAAUUAGGUAACCGCGGCUGGAAAACCUCGAAAAAUUUUGAAAAACAUCAGAAAAAUGACGCAGUUACUACCCAUAAGGUUUCAAGAACAUCUCCAGCUUACAGCUGUUGGGAUUAAUGCUAAUAAUGUUAGCUUUAAUACACUUACAAUGGAAUCUGAUAAAUUUAUUUGUGUUCGAGAAAAAGUUGGCGAUACUGCACAAGUAGUUAUUAUUGACAUGAAUGAUUCUGCGAAUCCUAUCAGAAGACCUAUUUCUGCAGAUUCUGCAAUUAUGAAUCCUGCGAGUAAAGUAAUUGCUUUAAAAGCAAUGAAAACUCUUCAGAUUUUUAAUAUAGAAAUGAAAUCAAAAAUGAAAGCUCAUACAAUGACAGAAGAUGUAGUAUUCUGGAAAUGGAUAUCUUUAAAUACUUUGGCAUUGGUAACAGAGACUGCAGUUUAUCAUUGGUCGAUGGAAGGAGAAUCAACUCCGAAUAAAAUGUUUGACCGACAUUCUUCAUUAAAUGGCUGUCAAAUAAUUAAUUAUAGAACUGAUCCAAAACAAACAUGGUUAUUAUUAAUUGGUAUUUCUGCUCAGCACAAUAGAGUGGUUGGUGCUAUGCAACUUUAUUCUGUUGAAAGAAAAUGUUCUCAACCAAUUGAAGGGCAUGCUGCUUCUUUUGCCCAAUUUAAAAUGGAAGGAAAUGCAGAACCGAGUAAUUUAUUUUGUUUUGCUGUUAGGACAGUACAAGGUGCAAAACUUCAUAUUAUUGAAGUAGGUCAACCUCCUGCUGGUAAUCAUCCUUUUCCAAAGAAAGCAGUAGAUGUUUUUUUUCCACCAGAAGCUGGAAAUGAUUUUCCUGUUGCUAUGCAAGUUAGCUCAAAAUAUGAUGUUAUAUAUUUAAUAACAAAAUAUGGAUAUAUACAUAUGUAUGAUAUUGAAUCUGCUACAUGUAUAUUUAUGAAUCGCAUAUCUGGCGAAACUAUUUUUGUUACUGCACCACAUGAAGCAUCUGGUGGUAUAAUAGGAGUAAAUCGGAAAGGUCAAGUAUUAUCUGUAUCUGUUGAUGAAGAAAACAUAAUUCCAUAUAUAAAUGGAGUAUUACAAAAUUCUGAACUUGCAUUACGAAUGGCUGUAAGAAAUAAUUUGUCAGGAGCUGAAGAUUUAUUUGUAAGGAAAUUUAAUUUACUUUUUCAAAAUGGUCAAUAUGCAGAAGCAGCCAAAGUUGCAGCAAAUGCUCCAAAAGGAAUACUUCGAACUCCAGCAACUAUUCAACGAUUCCAACAGGUACCAACUACGCAAGGACAAACAUCGCCUUUGUUGCAAUAUUUUGGAAUACUUCUAGAUCAAGGACAAUUAAAUAAAUAUGAAUCUUUGGAAUUAUGUCGUCCAGUGCUUGUACAAGGUCGUAAACAACUUCUUGAAAAAUGGUUAAAAGAAGAUAAAUUAGAAUGUAGUGAAGAAUUGGGUGAUUUAGUGAAACAAGCUGAUCCAACUUUAGCUCUUAGUGUUUAUUUAAGAGCUAACGUCCCUAAUAAAGUUAUACAAUGUUUUGCAGAAACUGGUCAAUUCCAAAAAAUUGUAUUGUAUGCUAAGAAAGUUUCGUAUACUCCUGAUUAUAUAUUUUUGUUAAGAAAUGUCAUGAGAAUUAAUCCAGAUCAAGGUGUAGCAUUUGCCCAGAUGUUAGUUCAAGACGAUGAACCUUUAGCUGAUAUUAAUCAAAUUGUGGAUAUAUUCAUGGAACAAAAUAUGGUUCAACAAUGUACAGCAUUUUUAUUAGAUGCUUUGAAAAAUAAUCGACCAAGUGAAGGAGCUUUACAAACACGACUUUUAGAAAUGAAUCUAAUGUCUGCUCCACAAGUUGCUGAUGCAAUUUUAGGAAAUCAAAUGUUUACUCAUUAUGAUAGAGCCCAUAUUGCACAAUUAUGUGAAAAAGCUGGUUUAUUACAACGUGCUUUGGAACAUUACACUGAUUUGUAUGAUAUUAAGAGAGCUGUAGUACAUACCCAUUUACUUUCUCCAGAUUGGCUCGUUGGAUUUUUUGGAACAUUAUCGGUUGAAGAUUCUUUGGAGUGUUUGAAAGCAAUGUUAACUGCUAAUAUAAGACAGAAUUUACAAAUUUGUAUUCAAAUAGCAACAAAAUAUCAUGAACAGUUAACUACUAAAGCAUUAAUAGAUUUAUUUGAAAGUUUUAAAUCAUAUGAAGGAUUGUUUUAUUUUUUGGGAUCCAUUGUUAAUUUCAGUCAAGAUCAAGAAGUACAUUUUAAAUAUAUUCAAGCAGCUUGUAAAACUGGCCAAAUUAAAGAAGUUGAACGAAUUUGUAGAGAAAGUAACUGUUACAAUCCGGAACGUGUAAAAAAUUUCCUUAAAGAAGCAAAAUUAUCUGAUCAAUUACCUUUGAUCAUUGUUUGUGAUCGAUUUGAUUUUGUACAUGAUCUUGUACUAUAUCUCUAUCGAAAUAAUUUACAAAAAUACAUCGAAAUUUACGUUCAGAAAGUAAAUCCUUCGCGUCUACCUGUUGUAGUCGGUGGUUUAUUGGAUGUAGAUUGUUCAGAAGAUAUAAUAAAAAAUUUAAUUCUUGUGGUACGUGGCCAAUUCUCUACUGACGAACUUGUAGAAGAAGUUGAAAAAAGAAAUCGUCUAAAACUCUUACUUCCUUGGCUGGAAUCUCGUGUUCAUGAAGGUUGCGUUGAACCGGCAACGCAUAAUGCAUUAGCAAAAAUAUACAUUGACAGUAAUAAUAAUCCAGAAAGGUUCCUUAAAGAGAAUCAGUUUUAUGACAGUAGAGUAGUAGGAAAAUAUUGUGAAAAACGUGAUCCACAUUUAGCAUGUAUUGCAUAUGAGCGUGGUCAGUGUGAUCGGGAAUUAAUAAGCGUAUGUAACGAAAAUAGUCUUUUUAAAAGUGAAGCUAGAUAUUUGGUAAGACGUAGAGAUCCAGAUUUAUGGGCUGAAGUUCUCCUUGAAAGUAAUCCUUAUAAAAGACCAUUGAUCGAUCAGGUUGUACAAACAGCUUUAUCAGAAACACAAGAUCCUGAAGAUAUAUCAGUUACUGUUAAAGCAUUUAUGACCGCUGAUUUACCUAAUGAAUUAAUUGAACUUCUUGAAAAAAUUGUACUUGAUAGCAGCGUAUUUAGUGAUCAUCGUAAUUUACAAAAUCUUUUAAUUUUGACGGCAAUAAAAGCUGAUCGUACGAGAGUUAUGGAGUAUAUAAACCGACUGGAUAAUUAUGAUGCUCCUGAUAUUGCUAAUAUUGCUAUCAAUAAUGAAUUAUAUGAAGAAGCUUUUGCUAUCUUUAAAAAAUUUGAUGUGAAUACAUCUGCUAUUCAAGUUUUAAUUGAGCAAGUGAAUAAUUUGGAUAGAGCUUAUGAAUUUGCUGAAAGAUGUAAUGAACCACCUGUAUGGUCUCAAUUAGCCAGAGCACAAUUGCAACAAGGUUUAGUUAAAGAAGCUAUAGAUAGUUUUAUUAAAGCAGAUGAUCCAUCAGCAUAUGUAGAUGUAGUAGAAACUGCUCAUCGAACUUCUCAUUGGGAGGAUUUAGUUCGCUAUUUACAAAUGGCUCGUAAAAAAGCACGUGAAUCUUUCAUUGAAAGUGAAUUAAUUUAUGCAUAUGCAAGAACAAAUAGACUUGCAGAUCUUGAAGAAUUUAUUUCUGGUCCUAAUCAUGCUGAUAUACAAAAGAUCGGUGAUAGAUGUUUCGAUGAUAAAAUGUACGAUGCUGCUAAACUUUUAUACAACAAUGUAUCGAAUUUUGCACGACUAGCCAUUACACUUGUUCACUUAAAAGAAUUUCAAGGUGCCGUUGAUAGUGCUCGCAAAGCAAAUUCAACUCGUACAUGGAAGGAAGUUUGUUUCGCUUGUGUGGAUAGUGGAGAAUUUAGAUUAGCACAAAUGUGUGGAUUGCAUAUAGUCGUACAUGCUGAUGAACUAGAAGAUUUAAUCAAUUACUAUCAAGAUCGAGGGCAUUUUGAGGAACUUAUUAAUUUGUUAGAAGCUGCAUUAGGGCUUGAAAGAGCACAUAUGGGAAUGUUUACUGAAUUAGCUAUACUUUAUAGCAAGUAUAAACCUCAAAGAAUGAGAGAACAUCUUGAACUUUUUUGGUCUCGAGUUAAUAUACCAAAGGUACUUCGUGCUGCAGAGCAAGCACAUUUGUGGGCAGAACUUGUAUUUUUAUAUGAUAAAUAUGAAGAAUAUGACAAUGCAGUUCUUGCAAUGAUGCAACAUCCUACUGAGGCAUGGAGAGAAGGUCAUUUUAAAGAUGUAAUUACUAAAGUGGCAAAUGUUGAACUUUAUUAUAAAGCUAUACAAUUUUAUGUUGAAUAUAAACCUUUACUUUUGAAUGAUAUAUUACUUGUACUUGCUCCACGCAUGGAUCAUACGAGAGCAGUUGCAUAUUUCAAAAGAACAGGACAUUUACAACUUGUAAAACCUUACUUGAGAUCAGUUCAAGCGUUAAACAAUAAAGCAAUUAAUGAGGCAUUAAACGGUCUACUUAUUGAUGAAGAAGAUUAUCAAGGACUCAGAACAUCGAUUGAUGCGUUCGAUAAUUUUGAUAAUAUUGCACUAGCGCAACAAUUAGAAAAACAUGAAUUAAUUGAGUUUAGAAGAAUUGCAGCAUAUUUGUACAAAGGAAAUAAUAGAUGGAAACAAUCAGUAGAAUUGUGUAAAAAAGACAGAUUAUUUAGAGAUGCUAUGGAAUAUGCAGCAGAAUCUCGUAAUCCCGAAGUUGCUCAAGAAUUAUUAGAAUGGUUCUUAGAAAGAGGAUCAAAAGAUUGCUUUGCAGCGUGUCUAUUUCACUGUUAUGAUUUGCUUCAUCCAGAUGUUAUUCUAGAACUUGCAUGGAGACAUCGUAUUUUACAUUUUGCUAUGCCAUAUCUUAUACAAGUAGCACGGGAAUAUAUUACUAAGGUCGAUAAACUAGAAGAAGCUGAAAGUCGACGUAUAGAAGAAACUGAUCAUCAAGAACAUAAACCUAUGAUUAUGCCGGAACCUCAAUUAAUGCUGACAGCAGGACCAGGUAUGAUGGCACCUGGUUAUGCACCACAAGGUGUAUAUGGCGCACCACCACAAAGCGUUUAUGCACCAACUGCAGCAGCAUACCAAGCUUAUGGUAUGUGAAAUACAAUGUGCUUCAAUAAUAGAGAUCAACAAAAUCUACUUUUCUAUAAUAUCUAGGUAAAAAAAAAAAAUAUUUCAAUAGUUCACAAUUAUUAAAUGCUAAAAUGAUAUCAUGAAAAAAAUAAUUGCUGCAAAAUAAUUGUAACAUAAAUAAAAAUAAUGAAUUCAAAAUAAACAAAAUAUUUAAGCGCGAAUUUCUAGAGUUUAUGAGUAAGGUUUAUAAAAUAAUUAAUUUACUGUUAAAAUAAUUAAAAAAUACACAUUGAUCAUUAUAAAAAAUACUUAAAUAUUUUGCAAAUACACAUCAUAUAACAAAUUUUUAAACAAGAAUGCAAUAGUAAUUUUAGUAAUUCAUAUUACAUUAAAAUAUUCUAUCGAUUAAAUUGGGUUAUAUUAUAUUAUUUUAUAAAAUAACUACACAUAAUUUCACUGAUAUAUAUCCAUAUAUUGUGUACGUACGUGCCUUUAUUUAAGUAUCGAAAAAAAUUUUAGUUUAAGAUAACAUAAAAUUAACAAUCUUAAAAGAAAUACUUAUUGUAAGUUUCAAUUUAAUAAAAGUGUCACGAAAUUACAAAGUGCUUCCUUUUUAAUAAAAAAGAAGAAAAUUGGACUAGAAAAAUGUGUAAGUGACUAUUAAGAAAAACAAUAAGUACUCGAAAUUGAUAUCUAAUAAUAUCUAUCAAUGAAAAAUAAAAUGUGGUAAAAAUAUUAUUCUAUAAUUUGUAGUAAUAAAAAAGAAUCUAUUUAUUUAGAUUCAUUAAAGAUGUUGUUGUCACAAUCAAAUGUAUAAGCCUCAAAACAAUUAGUAAGAUAAAUAAAAUGAAUGGCAUAUAUCAGUACAUCAAUAUAACAACAAUUAUAACAAUAAAUAAAAUAAUAAUAAAAAACAAAGCUGAAAACUUUGUAAACUGUAUGUAAUGUAUCUAGAAAUUUAAAUAUAAUAAAAUAUAAAAUAUGUUUGUAUGCCUAUCAUUAUACAUUUAAGUUUAAUAUCUGUGUGUGUUAUUGUUGUGGCAUGGAUAAUAACAAAUUUAAUAGCAUUUGUUCAGAUAAGUAUAAGCAGUCAAUGUGAAAUAUAGAAUAGUAAUAUUAUAUGCUCUUCUAAAAAAAAAAAAAAAAAAGAAAAAGAAUAAUACUGAAGGUAGCUCUCUGAUAUAUUCUUAUUAGACAGAGAAAGUAUUUAUUCCGUUGAAAACAACAAACUUUAUAACGAUCUCGUCAUAUUGAUGUAUGGAUAUAUGUAUCAAGACUUGUUUAUGCUGGCUUACAAUAUUAUUUUAUCUUUUUUUUUUUAUACAUAUUAAAUUAAAAUAUCGUAACAUUUGUAAAAGUUCGAAAGUGUUAUAAAGUAUAUACAUUAAGUAAUAAUUUUGUUUCUUUUUAUUAACGUGUUCAGUUUUUAGAAAUAUAAUUUCAACUUUUUUUUUUAUAUUUGAUUUAUACAAUAUAUGUAUAGUAUUCUAUUUGGAUGUAUUGUUCGUUAUAUCAUUGUAUUAAUGUAUAAUGAAAUUAUGAUACAAGUAUUAAUGCAAAUUGGGUAGUCAGAGUCCAAUGUAUAUGUAGAAGAUAUGACAGAAUCGUAUUUGUUGACGUUUCUGCUCGUUAAAUGAUUCAAAUUAUCUGUAUAAAAUGCUUUACUAAUAAAUCAGGAUCAAUGUAAAAGAUAUAUUAGAAAAAUAGUAUUUUUUCUGAUAUAUCUUAUAUUCAAUGUUCCUAAAAUCCUACAUUAUUGCAUAACAUAUUUCAAGUGACAUUUUCUUUUGUCACAUAUUUCAAAAGGAACGUGAAAUAUAUACUUAUAAAUUAUUCUCAUUAUUCAUAAAUAUAAAACGAAAGUUGGAAAUUAAAAAAUUAUAAUAUUAUAAUGAUAUUAGAAAAAUAUAUUAUUAUACAAAUAUUUGAACAACAGUUUUUAUUGCAAUAGUAAUAUUAAUUAUUGUCACUUUCGUUUGAUAUUUAAUGAUUGCAGUAACUUUAGCUGCAUAUAUUAAAUAAAAAAUGUUAAAAUUAGAAGAUAUAAAGAAAAAUCUGUAACAUUCCCAAUAAUCAUUUCACUUUCAUUGAAAGUAUAUAAUGAAUGAAAUUGUAGAUUGAAAAUUGUAUCUAAUACUAUUCUGUAAACAAAUAGUAAUGUAAUUGUAUCAUUGUUUGGAUAUUGUGAAUUAAAAUAAAAUAUUAAUAAAUUUAGAAA
Molecule: messenger RNA, 7826 nt
Organism: Apis cerana (Asiatic honeybee)
Lineage: Eukaryota; Metazoa; Arthropoda; Insecta; Hymenoptera; Apidae
Gene: Chc
Product: clathrin heavy chain
Biological process (GO): receptor-mediated endocytosis; intracellular protein transport
Cellular component (GO): cell cortex; clathrin-coated endocytic vesicle; clathrin coat of coated pit
Molecular function (GO): clathrin light chain binding; structural molecule activity
Source: RefSeq, a predicted model, not a curated record